UUGCGAAAGUGUGUGCCGCUGUAUGGUAUUUUACGCUAACAUCUCUUGGGCUGGGCAUGACAGACGACGUCUAAUAUUCACUCCUAUGUUAAUGUUUGUGUGUAUCGUUCUUUCCACUCAUAGCCUAAAAAGGAACCCAGAAUCACAGGAAUCAUUCCACUUGUUUAGAGGAAAGCAGCACUCUGAAACGUUUUAUCUUUCCAGAAUUACAGGAAUCAUUCCAUUUGUUUAAAGGAAAGCAGCACUCUGAAACGUUUUAUCUUUCCAGAAUCACAGGAAUCAUUCCACUUGUUUAGAGGAAAGCAGCACUCUGAAACGUUUUAUCUUUCCUCUUCUUCCAUAUGUCUUGAAAAGUCGACUUGAAAACGUUCCAGCCAAUUAAUAGGUCUUACGUCAGCUACAGGCGAACCCUUUAGCUCAACUUUUUCAAGACGUUUUGCAUUCCAACCGUCAACAUUUCUUUCGCAAGCUUCCGCCAAGGUUUUGCCUCCACGACCAAUUAUCUGCGGAGGCGGUUCUCAUCUGGGGAUCUUUCAGGAGAAGUACAGAAUGACGGAGAAACAAGUGAAGAUCAGAAAGCCAGGCGGCACACAACCCAACAGCCACGUGAUCCGGCGGAUUCGUCCACUAAUUUGAGAUCUAGUUCCAUUACUAGUGCUCCAACAUCUCCUGCCAAGUCAGUGACUUCCGUCUCGUCACGUGGCUCCUCGCAACCUGGCACAUGGCAUGGUCGAUCAAGUACAAUGAAGGAAAAGCAAAAGACUUUGUUAAUCAUAGACGACCACCACACAGACUGGUCCAAGUAUUUCCGAGGAAAACGUCUUCAAGGCGACUGGGAAAUCAGAUUAGAACAGGCUGAGCUGAAAGACAUCAACCUAACGGCCAAUUCAGAAUCAGGAACGAUUGUCAGCAUGAUUGUGGACAGAAACGGCACUAAGGUUGUUAGGUCUUUCAGUCCCGACUUUGUCCUCUUUCGCCAAAACAUCCGGGACUCCAACGUUGACUUUAGAAAGCUGCUGCUGGGCUUUAAAUAUGGAAGUAUUCCGAGUAUUAACACCGUUCAUAGCUUAUACAAUUUUCAGGACAAGCCUUGGGUGUUCUCCCAGUUGUUGCAUAUUCAGAAACGAUUGGGUAAGGAAAACUUUCCACUCAUUGAGCAGACGUUUUAUCCCAACCACCAAGAAAUGCACACCUCCUCCCCCACCCAAAGUGCGGAACAAAUUUUUGCAACGGAUCCUCGGGUUCACAGUCUGAGUACCUAAACAAUG
This is a messenger RNA of Limulus polyphemus (Atlantic horseshoe crab), 1268 nucleotides long. RefSeq names its product synapsin-like. Gene Ontology annotation, biological process: neurotransmitter secretion. Gene Ontology annotation, cellular component: synaptic vesicle. NCBI's taxonomy places the organism in Eukaryota, Metazoa, Arthropoda, Merostomata, Xiphosura, Limulidae. The transcript is spliced from 8 exons. Bases 744 to 1262 code for a protein of 172 amino acids. The record is from RefSeq and is a predicted model, not a curated record. Gene Ontology annotation, molecular function: ATP binding.